Molecule: messenger RNA, 522 nt
Organism: Penicillium cosmopolitanum
Lineage: Eukaryota; Fungi; Ascomycota; Eurotiomycetes; Eurotiales; Aspergillaceae
Product: 60S ribosomal protein eL20
Exons: 5
Coding region: 1-522 (173 amino acids)
Biological process (GO): translation
Cellular component (GO): cytosolic large ribosomal subunit; ribosome
Molecular function (GO): structural constituent of ribosome
Source: RefSeq, a predicted model, not a curated record
AUGGGGCGUCUUAACGAGUACCAGGUCAUUGGAAGGCUGCUUCCUUCGGAACAGCAACCUACCCCUAAGCUUUACAGAAUGCGGAUUUUCGCCCCUAACACUGUGGUCGCCAAGUCCCGCUUCUGGUACUUCAUGUCUCAGCUCCGCAAGAUCAAGAAGUCCAACGGCGAGAUCGUUUCCCUGAACGUGAUCACCGAGAAGCGCCCUCUCAAGGUCAAGAACUUCGGUAUCUGGAUCCGCUACGACUCUCGUUCCGGUACCCACAACAUGUACAAGGAGUACCGUGAGAUGUCCCGCACUGAUGCCGUCGAGGCUCUCUACCUCGAUAUGGCAGCUCGCCACAGAACUCGCUUUGGUAGCCUGCACAUCCUGAAGGUUGUUGAGAUCACCGACAACGAGAGCCUCCGUCGCCCCUACAUCAAGCAGCUCAUCCAGAAGGACCUCAAGUUCCCUCUGCCCCACCGCUCCGCCAACCCUGGCAAGAAGAUCUUCGCCUACUCUCGCCCCUCCACCUUCGCUUAA